This is a messenger RNA of Sturnus vulgaris (Common starling), 1522 nucleotides long. It is a transcript of the gene ZNF511, whose product is annotated as zinc finger protein 511. The record is from RefSeq and is a predicted model, not a curated record. Lineage: Eukaryota; Metazoa; Chordata; Aves; Passeriformes; Sturnidae.
AUGAGCUCAGCAGCCCAUCCCUACCUGCCCGCCCGGAAGUGCCGCCGCCGGCGCCGGGAAGAGCGCCCUGCGCACGCGCAGUGCGUCAAGCGGCGGCGGGCUGAGAGCCCCGCGCAUGCGCAGAGCGUCAAGCGGCUGCGCGCGGGACGACUCCGCGCAUGCGCAGAGCGCCCCGCGAUGCUGCCGCUGCCGCCGCGCCUUCCCCUCCUCCUCUGUGAGGGGCUCCCCCCGCUCCCUCAGGAUCCCCCAUGCCCGCGUCCCCCUCAGCCCACGCCGCCCUUCACCUUCGUCCCCCGCCGCCUCCGCCUCGGCCCCCAACACCCGCUCUUCGAGGAUGGGGACGUGCACAGGCACCUCUACCUGCAGGGCGUCCUCACCAGCCUGGAGGAGGUGGCCGAGAGACCCAAGGUGUCCGAGUUCAGCUGCCACAUCUCUGGGUGCAGCCAGGUGUUUGACACGCUGGAGAGCUACGAGCACCACUACAACACCCUGCACAGGAACGUCUGCUCCUUCUGCAAGCGCUCCUUUCCCUCUGGGAACCUCCUGGACAUCCACAUCUUGGAGUGGCACGACUCCCUCUUCCAGAUAAUGGCCGAGAAGCAAAAUAUGUACCAGUGUCUGGUGGAAGGCUGCACGGAGAAGUUCAAGAGCAGCAAGGACAGGAAGGAUCACUUGGUGACCGUGCACCUUUAUCCUGCUGAUUUUCGGUUUGACAGGCCCAAGAAGGUGAAAUGUGGCUCCAAGCACUCGAGCUCUCCUCUGGAGCAGGGCACCAGCAUGCCCAUGGAUGUGAGCGUGGAGAUGGCAGAGCAAUUCCAAGUGAAUCCCAUGGAAACAGGGCCUGAGGAGAACAUGGAGAUCUCUCAGCCUGCAGCCAGCCCCGGCCCCUCGCUGCCAGAGAAACGGCUCUACAAAUCCAGGAUCCCAUCCACAAUUUGCUUUGGACAAGGUGCCACCCGAGGAUUUAAAGGACCACGGAAGAAAGUCUGAAGGUCAGCACAGCAGAUUUUGUGCAUGAUGAGCAGGCAUGGAGCCAGUGCCACCAGGGAUAUUUCCAGUUCCCACUCCAUGGAAUAAACCACCCAAACCAGUUAAAGCUCUGCCAGCAUUUGGGCACGGGUUCCUGAUGUCAAACAGAACUGACACCACCUGACUGAGUUAAGAAUCCACAAGAUUUUAGGAAGGGGAGCCCAGAACAUGUGGUGAGGUGUUAAGGAAACUGUCCUGCAGCUGAAGCUGCACAGGAUUGGGUGUUUUAGUUUUUGCCUCUUGGGGGUAAAAAACGGAUUCAAGAAGUUACAAGAUGACAACAUGACUGUAUGGAAGCUGGAAUCACUGAGAAAAGAAAAUGGAGGGAAAAAAAAAACAUUGGUCCUUUGUUCUGACUUUCUCCAUCUUGCUGAAGUCUCCUCUGCACCCCAGCACCUGCUCUGAAAGGUUUGUCUGGGCCAGGAGAAGCAUUUUCACAGGGAGUUAAAGUGACUUCCAAUCAGGUGAAUAAAUAAAAGGAAUUUUUACAAAA